Perkinsus marinus ATCC 50983 is the source of this 2286-nucleotide messenger RNA. Its product is annotated as antibiotic synthetase, putative. Bases 1 to 2286 code for a protein of 761 amino acids. NCBI's taxonomy places the organism in Eukaryota, Perkinsozoa, Perkinsida, Perkinsidae. The record is from RefSeq and is a predicted model, not a curated record. The transcript is spliced from 19 exons. Gene Ontology annotation, molecular function: phosphopantetheine binding.
AUGACGUCAUCAACUUCUCCUCACGUCGUCCUCCACACCCUUUUUAGAGAGCAAGCUGCUAAAACACCUGAUCACAUUGCCGUGGUUGGUGGUGGCAGUAGAGGUGCUUCACCUCGUACCUCUCUCACCUAUGCUGAACUUGAUUCCCUUAGUGACUCUCUGGCGGCGCGUCUUCAGUCAGAGUAUGGUGCCGGUAUAGGAUCCCUAGUAGGCAUAUACAUGCCCAAGGACGUUGGCUAUGUCGUCAGCUACAUCGCUGCUCUCAAGGCUGGAGGAGCGUACAUGCCCAUCGAUGCAAACUACCCCGACGAUUUACUCCAGAUGGUCAUGGACGAUGCGAAGCCCUGUUGUGUCUGUACCACGAAGGCUCUGGCUGAGAAACUUCCGGAAUCGCAAAAGAAAUUUAUUUUCGACGAUGAGAGUUCCAUCUGGCGCAAGGAGCUCAGUGAUGGUGAAAAGCCACAAGACUUGGGCGUCAAGGAGACCGACCCGGCGUAUUGUGUUUACUCCAGUGGUACCACAGGGAAGCCUAAGGGAAUCGUGUGUCCUCACAGAGGUGCGGUAGUGAGCUAUGAUUACCGCUUUGGAGCGUAUCCCUAUGGGGAGGAUGAGCGUGAGGCAUGUAAUGUAUUCUUCGUGUGGGAGCUCCUCCGUCCACUGCUGAAGGGGGCAACUCUUUACGUGGUUCCCGACGCUGUCAUUUACGACUCUGCUAUUCUACCUCAAUAUAUUAAGGAGAACGAGAUUUGUAGGAUGCUGUUCACCCCCUCGCUGUUGGAGGCGAUGUUGGACUCCCCCGGGGUCGCCGACAUGACUGGGCUGAAACUUGUGAUUCUUUGUGGUGAGGUGGCGUCUACGCAGUUGCGUCAGAAAAUACGCAAACAUCUCCCCAAGACGAGAAUUCACAACUUGUACUCCGUUUCGGAGUGUCAUGAUGUGGCUGGGUCAGAUCUUACUGUUGAUGACCUUCAGCUGGAGCCAUCGAAUAGGAAGUUUUGUCCGGUCGGCAACUUGCUACCGCAAGUGAAGGUGAACAUCCUUGAUCCGGAAUCACUAGAGCCAGUGCCCCUUGGUGUGGCUGGAGAGAUCUAUGUGGAAGGCCCUACUCUGGCAAUUGGCUAUCUCAAUCGCCCUGAGCUGACUGCAGCUAAGUUUAUCACGAGGAAUGGCAAACGAAUGUAUAAGACUGGUGAUGUCGGCUAUGUGGUGGAGGGGGGUAUGCUGGAGAUAUCUGGUAGAUGUGAUUCCAUGGUCAAGAUUCGUGGAUACUCCAUUGAGCUCAAGGCGGUAAUGGCCAUAUAUGAGCUUUGUGGUGAUAUCAUUCACGAGUGCAUCGUAACAACAGCGAUGCAUAACGACGAUCGGAAACUUGUUGCUUAUGUGGUCCGUAAGAACCCCUCAGCUGAUGCUGGGUUGGUGAAGAAAACUAUCAAGUCUAAACUGAAGAGCCGUCUUCCUUUUUAUAUGAUUCCCACGUACAUUUCGGUGUUGUCGACUUUGCCUGUGAACAGUACUUCGGGCAAGCUGGAUGCCAAGAGGCUGCCCGAAAUCGACUUCGCGAAUGAGAGCUCAGAUAUGACGGUGCCACCAGCUACCACCACUGAACGUACUAUAGCGUCCAUCUAUGCUACAGUGCUGGACAUACCUACUUCGACUGUAGAUGUGACACUGGGUUUCUUUGAGCUCGGAGGGCAUUCGUUAUUGACGAUAAAAUUGCUGCAGUUGCUGAACGCUGAGUACCCUGAGAAGGAAAUCGCCCUGCAAGAUCUGUUUGAUCAUCAGUCGGUUAGGAGGAUGGCAGAUUUCAUAGUCGCAGAUAGAGCCGUCUCAGAUGAAGAAUUAGACUUGCACCAGGAGGUCUCCAUUUUACAGAAGUCCUUUCUCGUCAAUCCUUCUUCUAUGCAGCAAGUGAGGGCUUUCUGGCGGAACAUUGUUAACGAGGGAUCGUUCGGCAACUCUAGGCCUUCUUCUGAUACUCUACAGAAUGUGUUGCAAUCCCAGGGAGCAGUGGUGGUCCCUGCUGGUGGUUUUAGAGUACUAUAUGCGGCUAGUGGUUGCGAUGUGGCAUCAGUUGUCCACGACGUAUGUUUAAAAAUACCCGCUUUGAAAGGCGUUAAGGGUGCUAUUGUUACAACCCUAGAUGAUAAUGAUGUUGGCGAGAGAGGUCUGAAUGCGUUCCUGAUGGAGAUCUCUCGUGCCAUGGGUUUCCCAAUGGUGGCUCUGCCGGCUAACAGUUCCAUCGACAGUGUAGCACAAUAUGUCAGUGCAAGCGCUAAACACCAAUAG